AUGGCGAGGAAUCUCUUCGUCGCAGUGAUUCACGUUCAAGAAUCUGCCAAUUACUUGCUGGAAGCAAGUCGAGAACUAGCCGGUAGAUCGAGCGACCGCUUCUUUAGCAGCCAAAGUUUCGUGGAGACCUUUACAGCAUGGUGCAACUCCCACCUACGAAAAGCUGGCACGUCGAUCGAAGUGAUCGAGGAGGACUUUCGAAACGGCUUGAAGCUGAUGCUGUUGUUGGAAGUGAUCUCUGGCGAGCAGUUGCCGAGACCGGACCGCGGAAAGAUGCGCUUUCACAAGAUCGCAAACGUCAACAAGGCGCUUGACUUCAUCGAAAGCAAGGGUGUGAAGCUGGUGUCUAUAGGUGCCGAAGAAAUCGUCGACGGGAACGUGAAAAUGACGCUGGGUUUGAUCUGGACCAUAAUCCUGCGGUUUGCUAUUCAAGACAUCAUGAUGGAAGAGAUGUCCGCAAAAGAAGGACUGUUGCUCUGGUGUCAACGAAAGACAGCGCCUUAUAAAAAUGUCAACGUUCAAAACUUUCACACGAGCUGGAAGGACGGAUUGGCGUUUUGCGCUUUGAUCCACCGCCACAGACCAGAGCUUCUGGAUUACAGUCGCUUGUCACACGACAACCCCUUGUACAACUUGAACUUGGCGUUUGAUAUCGCCGAAAAGCACCUGGAUAUACCUCGGAUGCUCGAUCCUGAAGGUAUGUCGCAAUUUUCUGGACGAUAA
This is a messenger RNA of Soboliphyme baturini, 723 nucleotides long. Lineage: Eukaryota; Metazoa; Nematoda; Enoplea; Dioctophymatida; Soboliphymatidae. The record is from the annotation of a GenBank genome assembly.